AAAUGAUUAUCUUGCUACACGAAGUUACAUCGAUGGCUUUGUAUUUUCACAAGCUGACGUGGAAAUAUUCCAGUCAAUGCGAAAGCCACCUCUCGAUCAAUACUUCCACGUGGUGCGGUGGUACAGGCACAUUGCAGCAAUUUGGGAAUGCACCAAAGAUGGUGCCAAGACCUGUAGAGUCCACAUAUCUAAAGAGAAGAGAAUCCAGCCACCUUGGUCACCGCCAACAGAAGUAAAACAGCCUGAACUCCGGCUGUACAACAGUUUGACACGUAGUAAGGAGCUCUUCCGUCCUCAGAAUGGAAAGAAGGUGUUAUGGUAUUGUUGUGGCCCCACUGUUUAUGAUGCUUCCCACAUGGGACAUGCAAGGUCCUAUAUAUCCUUUGACAUCCUCAGAAGGAUUCUAAUGAACUAUUUCAAAUAUGAUGUGUUUUACUGUAUGAAUAUCACUGAUGUGGAUGACAAGAUUAUAAAACGAGCCCGGCAAAAUUACCUAUUUGAUCAGUAUGUGGAGAAAAAUGUGGAUCCUACUCAGCUUCUACAAGAUGUGAAAACUUCACUGAAGCCUUUUACUGUGAAACUCAAUGAAACUACAGAUCCAGACAAGAAGCAGAUGCUGGAGAAGAUAAAUAGUGCAGUUUUGUCAUCUCUUAAAUUACUGGAGGAUUCAAUGGAACAGGCAAAUCCAAACGAGGAGAUUAACAAGCAAGCCCAGGCCUUAUUGGUUGAAGCAAAGGAUAUAAUAUCUGAUUGGUUGGAUGCUCAGUUUGGAAGUCAAGUGACUGAUAACUCCAUCUUUACGAAGCUUCCUAAGUACUGGGAAGGAGAAUAUCACAAAGAUAUGGAUGCGCUCAAUGUUCUGCCUCCAGAUGUUUUAACUCGAGUGAGUGAGUAUAUUCCAGAGAUUGUACAGUUCGUCCAGAAAGUGGUAGAUAAUCACUAUGGGUAUGUCUCCAAUGGUUCUGUGUACUUUGACACAGUGAAAUUUGACAGCAGUGAAAAGCAUUCAUAUGCCAAACUGGUGCCUGAGGCGGUUGGAGACCAGCAAGCAUUACAUGAAGGAGAAGGUGAUCUGAGUAUUUCAGCUGAACGGCUUAGUGAGAAGCGUUCUCCCAAUGACUUUGCACUGUGGAAGGCCUCAAAGCCUGGCGAACCAUCCUGGGAUUCACCCUGGGGAAAGGGACGCCCUGGGUGGCAUAUUGAAUGCUCAGCAAUGGCAGGUACAAUUCUUGGAGAAUCCAUGGACAUCCACGGAGGAGGAUUUGACCUGAGGUUUCCUCACCAUGACAAUGAACUGGCCCAGUCUGAGGCCUAUUUUGACAACGACUACUGGGUUCGCUACUUUCUCCACACUGGGCAUCUUACGAUUGCAGGCUGCAAGAUGUCAAAAUCUUUAAAAAAUUUUAUAACCAUCAAGGAAGCACUGAGUGCAAAUACAGGUCGACAAUUGCGUUUGGCAUUCCUCAUGCAUUCCUGGAAGGACACAUUGGAUUAUUCCAGCAAUACCAUGGAAUCUGCGGUUCAAUACGAGAAGUUCUUGAAUGAGUUCUUCCUGAAUGUCAAAGAUAUUUUGAGAACCCCAACAGAUAUCACAGGACGGUUUGAGAAGUGGGAAGAGAAGGAGGUGGCACUUAAUGAACGGUUUUUUGAGAAGAAAGCAGAUGUGCACAGAGCACUCUGUGACAACAUAGACACACGCACGGUGAUGGAGGAUCUGCGUGCCCUUGUGAGCCAGUGUAACACAUACAUUGCAGUGAAGAAGAGUAACAAGGAGUUGCCAAAUCGCAUGCUGCUGAGAACCAUUGCAACUUACCUCUCAGAGAUGCUGAAGAUUUUUGGAGCAAUAGAGGGUGAAGAGGGACUUGGGUUUCCUGUUGGAGGAGAUGCUAAGAUUUUUAAUCUCGAAUCUACAGUGUUGCCGUAUCUGAAGGUAUUGUCAGACUUUCGUGAAAAUGUACGACAAAUUGCCCGCGAGAAGAAAGUCAUUGAGGUUUUGCAACUCUGCGAUACUGUUCGAGAUGACACCCUUCCUGAGCUUGGCGUCCGCUUUGAGGACCAUGAAGGGCUACCCACUGUGAUAAAAUUGGUGGACAGAGAGACAUUGCUGAGGGAGCGAGAAGACAAGAAAAAGAUUGAAGAAGCAAAGAACAAGAAGAAGGAAGAAGCCGCCCAGAAGAAAAAGGAACAAGAGGAGGUGAAACUAGCAAAGAUGAAAAUCCCUCCCAAAGAGUUGUUUCAGUUAGAAAAAGACAAGUAUUCAAAGUUUGACGAAACUGGAUUUCCAACUCAUGAUAAUGAGGGUAAGGAACUCAGCAAGGGACUGAUGAAGAAGCUUAGAAAAAUCUACGAAACUCAGGAAAAGUUGUAUAAUGAAUACGUGCAAACACUGCAGAGUAACAAUACAAACUAACUGUAUUGCCAUGACUGUUUCCAAGAACAAGAAGCACAAGAAAUGAAGGGAAUAAAUAAAGAUUAUUUUUUACCUUUGGUCAAAAUAAGGUGCCAUAAAGAACCAAUUCACAGGUGCAAAUAAAUCAGAAAUAGUGAAUGGUUAAUUUUGUUUUUAUUGAAUGAAGAAAUGAGUGAAAAGGAUGAGAGACUGAAGAACAUAACAUAAUUUGUUAUACAAUGCUGUUUACAUUCAAGACGGAUUUAACUCCAUUCUGGGUUAUUAAAUUCAAUAAUUCUUUGACAAUCCACAUUCUGUUGAGUUCAGUCCCUAUUAGCAGAUCUUCAUUAAAUAAUUGGUUACAUCAUUUAAGCUGAAGGCUGGCUGGUAUCUAAUAUAAACUCAAAUAUUACAACUAAAUAAAAGGAAUCUCACCAUGCUGCAGAUAAUCUAUGAAUAUAUAAUUCAGAUUAUAAUUCUGAAAAGCAAAGAAUUUAAUUUUGAGCAAUAUUAUUCAAUUUAGUCAGUAUAAAAUUAACUAACAUUGCACAAGUCUUGUCAUUGAGUAAAGCUUUGGAGGAUUAACAUGCUAAUUGCUUGCUAUUGUCUCUCAAUAAAGACGAUCACUUUC
Messenger RNA from Hypanus sabinus (Atlantic stingray), 3020 nucleotides. RefSeq names its product cysteinyl-tRNA synthetase 1 (gene cars1). Gene Ontology annotation, biological process: cysteinyl-tRNA aminoacylation. The record is from RefSeq and is a predicted model, not a curated record. Lineage: Eukaryota; Metazoa; Chordata; Chondrichthyes; Myliobatiformes; Dasyatidae. Gene Ontology annotation, cellular component: cytoplasm. The transcript has 22 exons. Bases 77 to 2410 code for a protein of 777 amino acids. Gene Ontology annotation, molecular function: ATP binding; cysteine-tRNA ligase activity.